Nicotiana tabacum (common tobacco) is the source of this 480-nucleotide messenger RNA. NCBI's taxonomy places the organism in Eukaryota, Viridiplantae, Streptophyta, Magnoliopsida, Solanales, Solanaceae. The record is from RefSeq and is a predicted model, not a curated record.
GUUCCGCGUCGGCAACACGCCUUCUUGUAUGUGAAGUAAGCAUUCGGUGUACAGUUGACAUAUUCCUAGCUCCCUCCCUUUUGCUGGCAUAUAUACCCAUCUCCCCCCAUUCAACAACUCUCAUCUCAAACUCAAUUUUUUGUAAAACCCCUAUUUAGAUAUAUAGCUAAUGAGCAACGUUCCAAGCUCCUUAACAGAUUCUUCUCUCAGCCUCUUCAAUCUAGCUAUUUCUUCUUCUGAUCCUUGGCCUUUCUCUCUCUCAUCUGAUCAUUUUCUUGUAAUAUUUCCAUCCUUAAUUACACAAUAUCUUUCUGCUUUAACAAACAAGAAAGCCGCCACCACUUGUUAAUUUUCUUUGGUUGGAUCUUAUUAAUUUCCAGAGAGAUGGGAAACGUAGACGAACGCCAUCAUCAUUCGAGAUUCCAUGUCCAGUUACAUCUGCCUUUUCACUUUCAUCGUCAUGGGCAUGAGAAGGAGGAA